UUGUGUGUCAGCGAGUGUAUCAGUGUGUGUGGCGUCGCACGGAGCCUCGUCCCGCUCUUCCUCCUCCUCCCAGCGGCUCGUCUCGCUCCCCCAGGCCGGAUAAAGACGCUCCCUGCGCGGCGCCAGCGGAGGACAUGAACGGGAAGUCGUCGAGCGGCUCCCCGGGCGGGAUGGCCUGCAUCGAGGGGCUGCCGCCGCUGCCCAAGAGCCUGAGCGGGCUGCUCAACUCCAGCGGCGGCUCGUGGAGGGACAUGGAGCGGAUGUACGUGAAGAAGACGAUGAUCCAGGACGACCUGAGCCGAGGCCGGAACAACGCCGACAGCCUGCUGGCCAGCAAGCCGGCCAACCUGGACGCCGCGCUGGCCCUGCUGCGGAAGGAGAUGGUGGGGUUGCGCCAGCAGGACAUGUCGCUGCUGUGCCAGCUGUGGUCGCUCCACGAGUCCAUCCAGGAGUACAAAGGCAGCGCCGCCUCCAGCCUGAUGGAGAACGGCUACUUCGACGAGGACGACGAGUACUACCCCGAGCCCGGCGCCACGCCCACCGGCGAGCAGCCGGACGGCGGCGACGUUGACGGGGCGGCGCCCAAGAAGGGCGUCGGCGUCGGGAAGGACGACAGCUGGGACUCGUUCCACGUCACCAUCUGAGGCCUCCGGUCCGGAACCCUUCCUCUUCAGGCCGAACCCGAACCCGCUCCGGCUGCCCGGCAGUUCUCUAUCUUCUCUUUGUUCUUCUGCAGCGCGACCAGGAACUGCAACAAACCGCUGGAGCCGAGUGUCUGGAUGCGUGAGCCCCCAGAAACACUCAGGAGUUCCAAUAAAACCGACUCACCAACUCCCAUUUACUCCGGAUUAGGCAAUAUAUUCCAGCUUUUUAUAAACGACGCUCCUGCUGCUUCUGUAUUAGCGGUUUAGCUAGCAAGUCACUACUCUUUUUUUUUUUUUUUUUUUUACUACAUUUACAAAAAUAUAUGAACAAAGUUUUAUUAUUUAUUAUAUAAUAUAAAAAAACAAAACAAAACAAAAACGACUAAAUAGUUGCUUCUUUUUCGCUCUGUGGAUGUUUUUGUAAGACGCCGCUGCCCGGAUACGACGGCGCUUCGUAUACAGACUGGAAAUCCCUUGAAUUGGGACUUGAAGACAUUUCUGAAGAGUCGGUGGACUUUUCGCAGACCGAGUGUGUGUGUGUGAGUGCGUGUGUGUGUGUAUGUAUGUGUGUGUUACUUAUAUAUGGGGGGAAUCAAGAAUCGAAAUGUGAAACGUUACAAAUGCUGGAAGCGGCGUUGACUUUGGAGUUCCUGGAUUUUGGUUUCGUCUGGUUCCCGAUGAGGUGUUAGCAAAGACACUAAAGGAAGCGGCCACGCCCAGUUUGACCUCGAGUAUCGGGACGGUGGCGUCAACUAUCAAUCACGGCAAUGAACCCCAGCGUGAAAUAGAAAAACAUUCAAAGAGCCAUGCCCUACGUUCAAGUUCUCCAUCUGAAAAGACGUUUCAUUGAUCAAAACGACAAAUCAGAAACACCGAGUAGCGGGGAUGUCCCGAUCACACCGUACGGAGUAUCGGCCAAUCCCGAACGAACACUUACAUUGCUAUCGCUAUACUGUGGAAAGAGUUAAAGAAAAUAAGUAAAACGUUUUAUUUCGGAAAUCUAAAUUUGCAGUAAUCUGCAUUGAAUGAAACUAGCUUGAAACGGUUCUCGGGUGCCGCUCGGUGCAGAUCUGGACGACCGAGGUGGGACUGUCCUUCCAGACAUGCUAGCCGCUGGAUCGCUAAUGCUGCUUACGUUGUGGCACUACUCGUCCCGUUGUAACCGCUGACGUCAAAAAGAUCGGCGAGGUGAUCGGUUGGAUUUCCAGAUCGAUCAAAGAUGACUAUUAUCCGCUCCGAUCGGGACAUCCGUACUGCGUACCUUUCUAAAAGGCAUUUCAGAAACACCUGAUCGUACUAAUCGAGUAUUGGCAUUAUCCUGUCCAGUUAGCUAGCAGGAACGUCUGUCUGUUGCGUUGAGUCUUCUUAACUAUUGAUCUUUUACUAAAAGUGUUGCGUCGCAGCAGCUUCCUCAGUUUGAAGGUUUGCGAGCGCUUUAGGUGUCGUCUCGUCUAGAAACUAAUGACUAGACUGUUUUUCUAUCAGAGGAGUCUGGUGGAACGUCGAGGCUCUUCGCAGGUUUGCGGCUGCAAUGCUAAAGCUACGAGCAAUAAGGAGUUCAGAUCUCAGCGUUACGACAAACUCCUUGACUUUCAUUGGGCGGAUUUACGCCGCUAUUCUCUCACGGUUCCCAGGGUUCGAGAGCCGGGUUAUUUCUGAGCUUCACGUUUCAAGAGAAGACAGAAUAUCCAAAACAGGAAUGAGUUUUUAAAAUGGCUGUUAGUUGGAUAACCAGGAGUUUCCCUAUUCGCCGUGAUUGUCUUAUAGAUUUCACUCGCCAAUUUGGAAUGUUUUAUCAAAUUCACGCUGUCGGGGAGAAUCAAGUGAAUGAAUUGUUUUCUGGUUUUAUCAAACGGUGCUUUUACGACUAUCAGGAGCAAAAUUUACAUGUGCGACACUGCAAGGCUUUGAUAAUAUAUAUUUUUUAGGCUAAACAACACGUCUGUUGGAUAGUUGUGUCGUUUUUGACGUGAUCAGACAAAACGCCAUUAAUCAGGUUGUGGUUGUUGGUAUUUUCCUUCACCGUGUUUGUACUUGAUGCAACUCGCAAGGGAUAACUUGUCAAACUUCAGGAGCCUUUGCGCCCAAAAAUUGUGAAUUUUGGAGGAAGUUGGCGCCACCUGUAUACCCGAGUUGCUAGCUAGCUUCAGGAAGUGAGCACCGCAUGUAUACCCGAGUGCUAGCUAGCUUCAGGGAGACUUUGCUAUAAAGCUCAGCCUGGUGAUGAAGCACCCUGAAUGGCAAUAAUCAGUGUCUUAACUAGCAACAUUCUUUGAAUUCUCACCAGCCGUAGCUCUAAACUCUGUAGCCAGAGAACUUUGUGUUUUCCGUUGAAUGAGCUAACACCGGUUAGCACCGAGCUAAACAAGCCCGAGGCACGUACCAAAUCUGAGCGCUCCUACACCUGUGCAUUCCUUUCCGGGGUCUCGGUUUCAGCCUGAGUCUGUAGCAGAUACCGAGUUUCCUCUCCGGGUCAACUGAACUAAACGGGACUGUAACAGAUUCCAGAGGAUUGCUGGUAAUUGAAAACACGUGAUCGAACCGACAGACACUUCCGAACCCAGUUCUUUGCGGUGAAGACCUGUGGAAGUGCAGAUGUUCUUCCUCGGUAGUUGAUCCUGUAGCGUCUCGCACCACCACCACCACGCAGCACCUAGCAGCUGCUCUGUCACUCAGACGACUCCAUUACUUGACUCUGUGCAGUUCUCCACCCCCUCCACCCCUCACAGACCGGUCUGUACAGACCAGACGAUGUUGGUCCACUAUUUAAACCCAAAGACAAGUACAGCAACACAUGCUGUAUUUGGUUUAUGGUGCUGAGGUGGACCAAAUCCCAACGCUGACACCCAGAAACGGAUGGUAUUUCAUUCUAAAACGAUGUCUGACGUCUCGAAGAAUGUUUGUUUUUUUUGUUUUUUUUGCGAGUUUACCUUGCAGCUGAUGAAUGGAGGGUAGCGUCCUGUGAAGGCAGGGAUGCCCGCCUUCUGCUGUCCACUCAAAGAUUGUGAGUUCCCGAAAAGAUUCAAACGUCAAACAUUGUCCGAAGCAAGCUGCAAGUCAAAUGUGAAGUUCUGUCUUUAAAGACCCCGCCGAACGCAGCCCAUGUGGUAUUUAACACACACUAAUCAUAUACUCCCGUAAUGGGGGCGUGUUCAGGGCGUGAUUGACAUCUUCUGUCGCCAGUGGUGGUGAAGGUCAAUGAGAUCCAGCCGAAAAAAACAAACAGAUGGAUAUAAAGUCCAAAGACGCUACAGAAAGUGUGAUUGUUUUUUAAAUUGGUGGGUCUUUUAAAGAACUGCAGCUUGCCUACUAUUCCAAUUUCCAUGUUUUGUACUUUAAAUAAUUUCACCGGAUGUUAAAGAAACAGUUUGACAUUUUGGGGAAAAUGCAGAGAAAAUGAUUCAAAGUCUGUCGCACAACCAGUCCCCCCUCAAACGCCACUUUUGUACAAUGUUUAUAAGUGAAAUUGUUGAACUUUCAUACUGUUUUGGGUGCUUGUUUCCACGACAACGGUGAUCGGAGCUACUGUAAAUGCAACUUUUUGACAGCGCCCCAACUGUCUCCAUGGAAAAAGGGCAAGAGGUAAAUUUUGAAAACACUCUGUGGAAAUUGAGGAAUUUUUCUGACACUCUUGGUAGUUUUACGGUUGACGGUCACCGCAGCAACAGUCCAACCUGUUGGUCUGUCUAUAUGAAUGUCAUGGUCUCCCAUUGUGAAUGUUUAGGAAAAAAAAGAAACCACAGAACCACCUGGUAGCCCAGAAUGAAACACUGAUUUCCAGACGCUGCAGCUUAAACGUCAAACUAUUCUAAAACAAAAACCUUAAAUCGAUGCAUUUUCACUUGAAAUGUUGUGUAAACUGAACUUUAUAAACUUCAGAUGAGACACAAGAAAGCAAAUUCCCAAAAUGUGAAACUGUUUUUUGCUGCAUGUCAGUAACGGUUGCUUAAUCUUUAACAUGUACUUUCAUGCUUUUAUUCUGGAAGUUUCCCACAUGGAGUCUGUAACCCUAAAGGAAACAAGUGGCCUCACAUUGUCGCUGGUUUUAUCAUCUCAAUGAAGCAGAUUGAAUGUUUUAUUUUGCUGUUCUGGUCCCAGAUUUAAUGAAGCUUAAUCUGAAUGCCGCUAACGUUCAGAUUACGCUUUUCUAACCCCGGCGUUCAAUCAUCGUGACGGAUAUUAAUGCUUGUAUUGGAUGUCUGCUCAGUCAGUGCCUUGUAAAGCCGAAGGUCGGCGACCUGCGGCUUGCUGUCGGAGAACAAACCAUAAACUGUCCGAUCACUCGACGCGUUCGACGCUGCUACGUGUGGGAGUUAGCGAGCGAAAGGCCGAAUCCCCCGCUGGAGGCGUGUUACGUCACCCCCGACCCGCUGAGAACGUCUUACCCAACCGGCGCCGUUGUGAUCAAAUCCAGUAAAUCCCAGAGAGCCGAUUAGGAUCAGGCUCCUCCAGACGGACGGGGGUGCUUUCCACUGCUCCACCGCUCCACCGCCCGCCACAGCCUUAAGACCCGCUCCGGCCACGCCCUGCACGCCGCACCGGGCAUUUUGCACUCGUUUGUGGUUGUUCCGCGUUAAGCCCCGCCCCCUAAAAACAAAUCAAAGGACUACCUGAUCAUGGUAGAGUCGCAGGCGCACGGCGCUCCUCGCAACGAAACCCAGCACAAAACAGAAAGACCUUAGAGGAGCUGCAGACUGCACACCAGCAAACGUUCCACCCAAACUGUUUACCCAUAUCAUUCCACUCGCACGUUCCUCCCACAACAUGCCACCCAAGCUGUUCUACCCAAACCCUUCUAUUCAAACUGUUACUCCAGAACCGUUCCUCCUAAACUGUUCUGCCAAAAAUUUUCUCAACGAGACUGUUCCUUCCUCACCAUUCCACCCAAACUUUUCCAACCAAAUUGUUCCCCCCAAACCUUUCCCCCCAAACUGUUACCCCCGAACCGUUCUACCCAUACCGUUCCACCCAAACCUUUCCUCCCAAGCUGUUCUACCCAAACCCUUCUAUUCAAACUGUUACUCCAGAACCGUUCCUCCUAAACUGUUCUGCCUAAAAUUUUCUCAACGAGACUGUUCCUUCCUCACCAUUCCACCCAAACUUUUCCAACCAAACUUUUCCCCCCAAACCGUUCUACCCAAACCGUUCUACCCAAACCGUUCUACCCAAACCGUUCUACCCAAACCGUUCUACCCAUACCGUUCCACCCAAGUCGUUCCACCCAAACCUUUCCUCCCAAACUGUUCUACCCAAACCGUUCCGACCAUACUGUUUGCACCACACCGGUUCUCUGACUGCUUUGCCACAACUACAGUGACUUCUGUUUUCUUUUUUUAUUGGAUGGUUGUAACGUGGUGUUACCGUCUCAGGGUAAACGCGAGUGUUUUUGUGCUUUUGGCUCCUUAUCCCGCCGCCCCCCACAAUGUUCCCCUUCUGUUGUCAUGGUUUGAAGAAGUAGCAGAAAACAUGUAAAUACGGCAGCGCCACCGUAACGGAUUGUAACGUUUUCAGUGUUUUGGUGCAGGUCUCUCGUGACCUGUAAGCUUUGAACAUGGACAAAAUCUGUUGUAAAUAUCCCAGAAUGCAAUGCAACCACAGGAUCUCCCACAAGUUAAACGACUGUUACUGUCAAAGGAGAACCUGCAGCAGCCUCAAAGACACGAAGUUGAUACGACUACAAAACCAGUGCGAAUGAUUUUGUUCGUUCAGUCGCCACGAAAUCUGUGUUCGCAGUCGAUGGUGUGAACUUCCAGAACCUACGGGAAUAAUCUUCAGCGUAACCAAGAAAAACAUCUAAAAAAACAAACAAAAAAAGCCUUAAAAGUAUGAAAAAUACCAGCUAAUGUUUACAGCGUAUUAAUCUAAUGAAAAGAGUGGUUUCCACGGGUUUGUGCUUGACGUUCAGUUCCUGUUGUGGGUCAGUGGAAAUCCGUCAUUCCUCCACCAACGACCAGACUACUGUUUUCUUCUGCUCUCAUUAUUACUCUGAUAUGGAUUUAAUAAAGUGAUUGCUUACA
Molecule: messenger RNA, 6661 nt
Organism: Salarias fasciatus (jewelled blenny)
Lineage: Eukaryota; Metazoa; Chordata; Actinopteri; Blenniiformes; Blenniidae
Gene: fam89a
Product: family with sequence similarity 89 member A
Exons: 2
Coding region: 135-644 (169 amino acids)
Source: RefSeq, a predicted model, not a curated record